Molecule: messenger RNA, 1371 nt
Organism: Daldinia childiae
Lineage: Eukaryota; Fungi; Ascomycota; Sordariomycetes; Xylariales; Hypoxylaceae
Exons: 1
Coding region: 1-1371 (456 amino acids)
Source: RefSeq, a predicted model, not a curated record
AUGCAUCCUCUAACUUUCAGCGUCGAGCUAGAAGCCGUAUACUUCUUCAGCCUCCGCCCGGUCGGCAUCUACAAUGAUCCACGCCUAGCCCCUGUAGUUGACAUGUCGCCCCAAGGGAACCCGGGUUUUACCAUGCACAGUUACAACAACUUGGAUGGUAUGAAAGCUGAGAUAAUACGCCGCGUAUCGUAUGCAAUCAAAAACUGUCUUUCCGAACUCCCUCAAUCUUACCGUGGCGAGGUUGUCUCCGUAGAAGGUGAUCCCGUAUUAAGUCAGUACCAAGAAUGGAAGAUCAAAUCCGGCAAGGCCACCGUAAAGAAAGACUCUAGACCCCGGCCAGAAUACGAGGGCCUUUGGGAUGUCGACCUAGAGGUCCAGUCACCGCUGAUGUAUGCCGCCGAAGCCAGCUUCAAAGAAGUCGAGGCUGUCACCAACAUGCUACGUGCUACUUUUCGAGCUGCGGUCCCGCCAUUCUGUGGAAUGCGCGUACUCGUCGGCGCAGGAUCCAGUUCGGUCCCCUUACCAACUUUUGUAAAAAUGGCUGCCGUUUGCUGGGCCAGUAACCCAAUCCUACAGCAAAUACAUCCUAUUUCGUGCCACUACAAUAGACGGCGCAAAGAUCCGCGCGAAACGGCUCAACUCGAUCAAGGAGAAAAGGCAGAACAAACAGAAGCUAAGCCCGUUGACAAGCUAGACAUCCCUAUACAAGAGUAUAUCAAUAAAGCGCGACCAAAAAGACUCUUGACCGAGUUCAAACGCACGUUACCGCGUAACAUGCUUAACAUCGUCCUUUCUCUGGAACGAACUAUACCCUUCAAUACAUACGAAGUUCACCGUUCCGGCCAGCCAUUGGAGCCUAUUACCCAUCCUGAUAUCCUACAAGGGGCCAUACAACUCUUCAGCAGUCGCAGCCACGGCGCAGUCGCGAACCUAAUAAAUACUAACUCGCUUGGCGCAUACAACUUCAACUGCUAUAGCGACGAAAAUGUAGAAGAGAAAAAUACCAAGGCAACAGUUGAAUUCUGCAUGGCAGCCGGUUCGCUAGAUGGCCGCUGGGUAUCAACGCACGCCCGAAUUUGUACUGGCAUCGUACAAUUCGCCGCCACCGCCCCGGAGGAGAAUGUGUGGCGGAUGAUUUAUGAGUGCCACGGCGCGGAGAUCGACAAGGCUAAGUACGACGUUAUCGAUCUCCUAUUGGAUCUCGGCUUGGCAAAGGAGGCUGAAACCGUGCAGUACAGGUUCGUAGUAGGCAGCUAUUUUGGGGAGACGCUCCAACCAUUCUUGACGAGUAAGGCUAUAACUUACGAAGACGAUGUUGCGGAUGUAAACGAUGAAACAGACCAAGCCAUGCGUUCGGGGCGGGCGCAUUGA